AUGGAAAGGACUAGGUUGGCGAUCUGUACUUAUAACGCACGUACGCUUGCAUCGGAAGCGGCCAUCGAAGAUCUGAUGAUGCAAGCCAAGAAGAUCAACUAUGAUACUACGACCCGAAUCGGACGUCUGCGGAUGAGAAGAUGUGGUCCAACACCAGCUUUGACUAUCUUCGUCGCUUACGCUCCAACAUCAAGCUACGAAGAAGGAGUCGAAGCUUUCUAUGUGGACCUGGAGAAGUUCUACCGAGAAGAUCAUGCCUUCUACAAGGUCAUAAUUGGCGAUUUCAACGCUAAAAGUUCUAUACGGGAUCGGACCAUCGACUCCUCCGAGGAAGAUUUUCCUUCACAAGGUAGAGCAGAGAAAGCCGUCAAGUUCAGAGAGAGAAAUCCCAGGACUAUCAUCAACUGGGAUCUCUUUGCUACGCUAGCCGGCUUUUGGGAAGAUUCCGCAAUGGACAACAUCGACGAGGAAUAUGACCGGCCUGUUGAACACCUUCACGACUGCGCGAAGAAGGCUGAGAGUUUUGAAACCACCAAGAGACGCCUGUCUCUUGAAACUCUUGAACUGAUACGCCAGCGUGGAGCAGCACGAGCCGCAGGGAACCAAGAACUCACGUCCGAGCUCGCAAACCUUUGCAGAGAGGCGAUAAAGGAAGACCUUAAAGAGAGAAGAACAGAAGUGCUGGCUGAAGCUGCAGAGGCGGGGAAAAGCAUCCGCUGUGCCCGUCGAGACUUCGCCAGUCGCAAGACGAGGAUGAAUGCUCUCCGGAACCCGAAGAGAACAACUUUCCAUUGCUUAGGAAUCUUGCAUUCCGGCAGAAAACAAGUGAGGAGCCUUGCCGGUGUCUUGGUGAGACUUUUGACUGGGGAUAGGUUCUUCAGAUGUGCAUUUUCAGAUGUUCGUCGUCCCCAUUUCAUAGACGGAUGCGGAUUAUAUGAUGAGAAUAUUUCACGUACUGCUAAUGGUUCCGCAGAAUAUGAUGGAAAUCCGCAUCGCUCUACUUUGGCACCUCUUGAAGACUGCUUUAAAAAGCACUUUACAACAACAGAAAUGACAUAG
Messenger RNA from Necator americanus (New World hookworm), 1059 nucleotides. RefSeq lists its product as uncharacterized. The record is from RefSeq and is a predicted model, not a curated record. The coding region runs from base 1 to 1059 and encodes 352 amino acids. The transcript has 4 exons. NCBI's taxonomy places the organism in Eukaryota, Metazoa, Nematoda, Chromadorea, Rhabditida, Ancylostomatidae.